AUGGCUCCUCGACCACCACGUUCCAAGAAGCCCAAGUCGUCUCUCAAGGCCUCACGAGCAAAUGCACGGGGCUAUGCGGCUCGAAAAGCUCUCAAGUCCUCCGACGCCCUAGACGUAUAUGAAUACUCUACUGGCAAAGUGCGAAGAUCAGGCGUUGGGCUCUCUCUCGGCCGAGAAGAGGAAACAGGUUUAGGAAAGGAUUCGGAUGAAGAGGACAAAGGGCUGGACGAGGUCAAGGAGAACCUGAGGCUGAGGAUUGCAAACGCGGAUGAGGACGGCGUUGUUGGGAGUGACGACGAUGAAGAAAUCGAUAGUGAUGCGGCGUUUGAGGACGAGAGCGAUGAAGAAAGAUUCGCAAAUUUCAAGUUUAAUGGCUCAAAAGGGAAGGCUACCAAAGGGAAGGGCAAGGCUACUGAGAAGUCGAUCAAGGUCUCAUUUGUGACAGAUGUCGAUUUAAACGAGGAUGAAGACGAAGACAACGAACCGACCCCAAAACCAAUCGCUCAUGGCUCAGAAGGUUCAGAUGAGGACUCCCAGGAUGAAGAGGAGGAAGAUGUGGAGAGUGGAGACGUCGGAGCUACGGUUGAACUGUCAAAAAUGCUCGAAGAUAAUGCCCAAUCCGAGUCAGGGUCGGAACAAGAAAUGGAAUCAGAUCCUGAGGCGCCAGGCCGACACCAACUGGCCGACUUUAUUUCCACUCUUGACACAUCUUCCAAAAAACGUAAACUCGAAGAAGGCUCGGCGGACAGAGCUGGCAAAAAACGCGUCGUGCUUCAGGACCGAACGGAGGCUGGACCUGAGGGAGAGUUCGGAACUAAGAGUGGAACCCAAAUUUUAACACUUUCCGAUCUUAUUGCACCCACUUCUUCGCUAUCCCAAUCAACAAAGGCUCUCCAAAGCACGACCAAUCCGCACUUACCGCGCCACUUCCCCAACGAAUCCAAGACCGGAUAG
Rhizoctonia solani is the source of this 954-nucleotide messenger RNA. RefSeq names its product U3 small nucleolar RNA-associated protein 14. The record is from RefSeq and is a predicted model, not a curated record. NCBI's taxonomy places the organism in Eukaryota, Fungi, Basidiomycota, Agaricomycetes, Cantharellales, Ceratobasidiaceae. Bases 1 to 954 code for a protein of 317 amino acids. The transcript has 4 exons.